Solenopsis invicta (red fire ant) is the source of this 2173-nucleotide messenger RNA. RefSeq names its product muscle segmentation homeobox. The transcript has 3 exons. The record is from RefSeq and is a predicted model, not a curated record. Lineage: Eukaryota; Metazoa; Arthropoda; Insecta; Hymenoptera; Formicidae. Gene Ontology annotation, biological process: regulation of transcription by RNA polymerase II; embryonic morphogenesis. Gene Ontology annotation, cellular component: nucleus. Gene Ontology annotation, molecular function: DNA-binding transcription factor activity, RNA polymerase II-specific; RNA polymerase II transcription regulatory region sequence-specific DNA binding. Bases 381 to 1646 code for a protein of 421 amino acids.
GAGCGGUCAAACUCAGUCCACACGGAGAGCUCGGCUUGGCUAGAGGCUAUCCAGAGCUGCUGGUCAGCGAUCAUUGAUCCACGAGAGCUGUCAAACGUCGAACGACUAUCCCUGGUGUGAUCGAUGUGCCUCGCGCGUGUCCUUCUGUGGAGCUGACCGUUAACAAACGCUUCGAGCAAACUCCGGAUUCCCGGAUUCGCGAGGGACCAUGCGUGAGUCAGUGAAGAGUCAGUCGUGAAGCAGUGAAUCACAUCGAGCUCCUAAUUCGUCGCGGAAGGAGUGGAUAGCUCUUGUUCAGACUGGAGAUAUCGUAGCAUCGUUAUUGCGGAAUCAAGCAAACUACUUAAUCGACGCGGAACGUGACCGAUCGACAUCUAAGAAUGACAGUAAUAAGGAUGACCUCGCCGGUGACGCCUGCAUCGACCAGUCCGGACUCGUCAGACGAGGCUCAGGCGUUGCAGGCAAGUCCCAAACCGGCUCAUCGAUUAAGCUUCUCCGUUGCGGCUUUGUUAGCUGACACCAGAAAGUCCUCGGACUCCACGACGAGGCAGGACGCGAUCCUAACGUCACCCAGAUCGUCACCGAUCGUCUCGUUCGCGUCGAUACGACAGGAACCUCGUAUGCUGAAGCAUCCGUACGAUUUCAAAACGUCGAGAUAUACUUUAUCAUCGUCGCCCAGUCUUAAUCAAGAGGUUAGAUUGAUUCAUUGCACUUCUCCUCACAAUACUUCAGAGUCCAGAACACCACCGAGGUAUCCCGAGGCGAUCGAUUAUGCCCGCAAUAUCGAGUCACCCGGCAGACGAUCGACCUGCGGUAGCGUGGACUAUCGCAUGCAUCCAUCCACCGACGCCAGUUCUACACCGGAACCCAUGGUUGGCUGUUCCUCGUCUCCGAAGAUCAUCGGCAAUCAUCAUGAUGCCGGGUCGCAGUCACCGAGAAGCAGCUCCCACGACGAGGCCCGCUCGAGGUGUUCAGAAACGGAUGAUAUCGAAGAGGACGACGAGAGCAGACUGGUUGACGUGGAGGAUCUUCAGCAUCAUCCGUCCAGCCCGACUCCCGUUAGGCCGACACCGGCCUAUCUCGGUUUCGCCACCAUCGGCGGUAUCCCCGAGAUUCCGCCUAGUCUUCACCCUGCAGUCUGGGGCGGCGGACACCAGAAUGCAGCUGCAGCCGCGGCGGCCGCAGCGGCCGCGGCCACUGCCACAUUCUUCCCUGCUCACUUCUCUCAUCAUGCUCCUCUAAACGAGAACGGCGAGCCAGCUAAGAUUAAAUGCAACCUGAGGAAGCACAAGCCAAACCGAAAGCCCAGAACGCCCUUCACGACCCAGCAAUUGCUAGCCCUCGAGAAGAAGUUCAGAGAGAGGCAGUACUUGAGCGUCGCCGAGAGGGCAGAGUUCUCAUCAUCACUGCACCUUACGGAGACACAGGUAAAGAUCUGGUUUCAGAACCGACGUGCCAAGGCGAAACGUUUGCAAGAAGCGGAAAUCGAGAAGUUAAGAAUGUCGGCCGUGAGACAGCACCACACGGCGCUUUAUGGCACGCACCCGGGGAUUUUGACCCCCGCGGGACUUUAUCCCGUUGGAAUGCUGUCUCAUCCCGGGUUGACGCCUCAUCACACGAUCGCACAGCAUCCAGCGAGAGAAUGAGAACAGUAACGUUCGAUGCCGGUUAAAAACCGUUGAAAGGAUCUGUCAUCGAAUCUCACGUCCUGAGAAAUGAUUUCGGUUGCGCGAAAAGGACAGACUUAAAAAUUGCACAAUUGCAGUACGUUGAUAAAUGACUUUCAAAUAAUCUCGAGAAGAGGGAGAAAGAAAGAGAGAGAAAGAGAAAUCUUGUCAUCGGCUUUAUAUUUUCCAGUAUUAGUUUAAAGAAGUGAAGGCUCACAAGUCUGUUAAAAAAUUCGUCUGUGCCAAUGUCGCCUGUCUUGAAAAGGCUGGAAACUAAUGUAAAUAGAAUUGUAAAUAUUACUAAUGUACCGCGCGUUAACUACUUUGUACAUAAAUACCUAGCGACUAUUCGAGAAAUGGGGUUGCAUUUGCAUCGCUGAAUGCAAAUAAAACGAACGAAUCUCAUCGGUAGUUUGGAGAAGAUUCUUUUUCCAAUUUUGUAUAAAUGUAAAGCAGACAUAACAACGAUCAGGAGAAUUUAUUUAAUAAAUUGUAUUAUCAUAACA